Messenger RNA from Astyanax mexicanus (Mexican tetra), 508 nucleotides. RefSeq names its product ribosomal protein S17 (gene rps17). Gene Ontology annotation, biological process: translation. Gene Ontology annotation, molecular function: structural constituent of ribosome. Gene Ontology annotation, cellular component: ribosome. The record is from RefSeq and is a predicted model, not a curated record. The transcript is spliced from 5 exons. NCBI's taxonomy places the organism in Eukaryota, Metazoa, Chordata, Actinopteri, Characiformes, Acestrorhamphidae. Bases 52 to 453 code for a protein of 133 amino acids.
CUAACUUCCUGCGUGCCCGCGCACGCGUCCUUUUCCCAGACCUUAGCAAACAUGGGCCGCGUCAGGACCAAGACGGUGAAGAAGGCCGCCCGGGUCAUCAUAGAGAAGUACUACACCCGCCUGGGCAACGACUUCCAUGUGAAUAAGCGGGUCUGUGAGGAGAUCGCCAUCAUCCCCAGCAAACCGCUCCGCAACAAGAUCGCAGGAUAUGUGACUCAUCUGAUGAAGAGAAUCCAGAGAGGUCCCGUCAGAGGCAUCUCCAUCAAGCUCCAGGAGGAGGAGAGAGAGAGAAGGGACAACUACGUUCCUGAGGUCUCUGCUCUGGACCAGGAAAUCAUUGAGGUCGAUACUGACACCAAGGAGAUGCUGAGGAUGCUGGACUUUGGCAACCUUCCCAAUCUGCAGGUUACCCAGCCCACCAUUGGAAUGAACUUCAGAACUCCCAGAGUCUAAAUCUGAAUAAUAAAGAACACUGGUAAAAAAAACACAAGACUAUUGCUGUGUUCAU